AUGAAAGAGGCCAAGUUUAAAAAUGUGUUCCAGCCAGGCAACAUUUUCAAUACUAUUGAAACAAUUCCAAAAAAUUAAGACCUUAAGUCUUUGCUUCAGGAAAAGAGAACGUUUUAUGAGAAUGAUGAAGAGAGCAUUAAAAGGACCAAUACAGUUUUGUUCCUAAGCCAACAGAUGAACACUGAACUGCUGGAAAAGAUCAAAAGUGCAAACCGAAUACUGCAAAUAACAACUGAAAUAGUCCCUACUCUGUGUGAACAUUACUGAUUAAGUAUUGGCCACAGAGCAAGUGCUGCUCACUUCAGUUACCUGGAAGGGACUGACAAUUUUCUAAUGUGUAUCGUGAGUUUUAAAAGUGCAGAAAAUAGUCUGCAUAAUAUUGGCUGCUGCACUAAUGAGGACAUACAUCCUUCCUGCACAACACAAAGUCAGCUGUUACCUAACUCAGGAUGUAUGCAGCACAAUCAAAAUUCUGGAGGAGAAAAGAGGAUUAAAGGUGAUGGAAGCUUUCAAACACCUCUAAGUAAUUCUGCAAAUAAUCAGGUAAUUUCUGAGAAUAAACCUUUCAGCUUGGCAGCUGAAAGGGGAAGUAGUCUUCAAAUGCUCAGAUGCAACAAUUUUCAACCAAUUCAAAAUGAAGUAAUUGAGAAAGAAAGGCCUGUCAGGAUUAAAGAUGAUAAUUUUCAGACAGCAGAUGUGUGCUAUCAAAGCCAAACAGGGAGGGAAAAUCAGCCUGGAAUUCAGAGCCCGAAUGAAAUGAAGGAUCAGCCUAUGGCAUUAAAAGAAAUGAAUUACAGCUCUGAAGUCAAGGACACUGAUGGAAUUUUAAAAUCUGGGUCAAUUGGCCAUAAAUGUGGAAGUGAGGAAAUCCAUCUUCCUGCUGUUUCAGAAAUCAGUAAAGCUGAUGAAAAAACAUUCAACACGUUAAAUGAUAAAAAUGAGGUUAUUAUUGCAUGUCCAGCUGAAGCUGUGAAAAUGGAAGACCGAAGAGUCUGGUCCCAAAAAGAACUUCUUACAGAAAGGAAUGGUAAAAACAAUCCUCAAAUUACCUGUUAUGCCACAGCGCUUAUUAUAGUUCAGAAAUUGUUAUGCAGAAUACUCAACAAUAGGAGCCCAAUUGUUGUAAAUGACGGUGAAGAACUGGUUAGCAAUGUGAUCAGCAUUGAGUGUACAGACUCCAAGAUAAAAAUUCCGUUUCCUGUCAAAAUUGCUAUACCAUUCAGUGCACAAUACCAGGGCAAUUAUCGAGAACAUGGUAAAAGAUCUGAUUCCAUACGAUAUUCAAGUUUUAUGAGUCCUAUCUCCUCAGACAGGAUGUACAAUGGACACAAUAAGGGAUCAUGUGCAAAGGUUAAGAUAUAUAAACUUGGUAUCCUUUCAGUUGUGUCCUGUUUAAGAAAAGAGAUGUUUACCAUACCUAGAACAGCUUUAGCCUUAAAAUUGAGCAUAGAUUCAAGAAAUACACUGAACUGUCUCCCUGACUCAUUCAGCACCCCUAUGACCGUUCAAUCAAAGGUCAAUCCAAUUGAUUCAGCACUGUUGUCUGCACUAAAAUCAAGACAAGAUAUAUAUCAUCUUAUAAUCUGUACAAGCCCCCUUGUUCACAUUAAACAUCCGUCAACUCUACAGUUUUGGACAUCAAUUACAGUCACUUUGCCCUGACAACCAAAACCAGACAAGAAGACAGACUAUGCUCGAGCAGCUACAGCCAUGGUGCACAGAACCAGCAAUCUUCAGAUUUGGGAAAUGGAGAGAUUAUCUGCAACAGCCCAAAAACAUGGAGAGGCUAUCAAUGAAUCUUUAAAACUGUUGGGAUUUAACUCCAAGGAUGAGGCCUGGUUGAUAAUGGACAAUGUAACCAUGGAAGAUGUGCAAAAUGCAUUAGUUGCAUUUGAAAUUGCAGAAAAUCUAGACAAAUUUAUAGUCCUUUGUUUAUCAUCUUCAGUGGAUAAUAGUUACUUGAUUCCUUUUAUACAUGAACUGGAAGAAGCAAUUUGAUUUACCACGGUUAAUGUUAUUAUGUACCAGAAAAGGGAAACUUUCCACCACAAUGUAGUCCAGAUGGUGCCUUCCAGGGAUUUACAAUAGGAGCUGGCUAAAAUGUGUGAAGAGGGAUAUAGAGAUCCACCAGAGCCAUCUGAAAAAGUACCAGUGGGAGAAGGCAAGCAGCUUAUACUCAAGUUUAGUGGCAACAUUAAAUCAUCAGGUAAUGAGCAAGGUAUGACACAAGGAUAUCCAUUAAUACUCCGCUCUCAGCAGAAAAGCAGGCUGGUGCUUUAUCUGACUGUAGUAGUAGUAGAAGAGUUUGGCAAUUACUUCUCUCCUCACUCUAAGGGGAUGGCAAUAGUAUGCAAGAUAAAUAAAGAUGGGCUACCUCAACAGUCGGAUGGCUACCACAUGGUGAAUCCACAUUACAAUCCUGUAUGCAAACUGGCAUUAACAUUACCGAAGGUAAGACGAGAGCACCUAGAUCACUCUGUCAUCCAGAAUGUCGUGCCCCCCCCCCAACCUACAUCUGGGAAUGUGCUUUACUGGCUGGCUUCAGAACUUUCUGAAGAAGAUGCCGUGAUGCUUGUGACCUCCUAAUGAAUUCGGCACAGUGCCAUUCAGCUCGUCAAGUUGAACAAUCCUGAUGAUUUAACAGAUCAGAUUUUCAAAAUACUCAACAUGUGGAAAACACAUCUACCAACAACCAUAAAUAAGAUCCUUUCCUGACAUUUGAAAAGGUGUGGAAGGGAAGAUUGGGCUGAAGAUUCAUGGUCCAAACAGGAUUCUGGAUGA
This is a messenger RNA of Rhincodon typus (whale shark), 2781 nucleotides long. RefSeq names its product death domain containing 1 (gene dthd1). Gene Ontology annotation, molecular function: protein binding. Gene Ontology annotation, biological process: signal transduction. The record is from RefSeq and is a predicted model, not a curated record. NCBI's taxonomy places the organism in Eukaryota, Metazoa, Chordata, Chondrichthyes, Orectolobiformes, Rhincodontidae.